AUGCCGAUGUCCAUACCAGCUCCAGAUAAUGGAAACAAACCCGAGGAGGGCCUGCAGGCAGUUACCGGCCGACCUGCAAUUGUUGCAAGUCGAAAAUCCAUGGCUUCGGCAGAGUGGAGGAAGCGGUUUGACCACCUUUCCAACUUAACGAAACUCUAUGUCGCCGGUGCCGACCAAGAGCUCCUUGAUGCCCUAUCCAUCAUUCGAGGGCCUUCCACGCGGGGAGGGACUCAGGAAAAAGGAGUGAAGGCACAAGGCGCAAGGGAUAAGAGGAGAACGAACAAGGAGGCGGCCGACACUGAUACUGGCGAAGCAACCGUCCUCUUCCCUCUGUUACAGCACCUUAUUAUUGAGGAGGACUGCGAUCACCUGUAG
Gloeophyllum trabeum ATCC 11539 is the source of this 375-nucleotide messenger RNA. RefSeq lists its product as uncharacterized. The coding region runs from base 1 to 375 and encodes 124 amino acids. The record is from RefSeq and is a predicted model, not a curated record. The transcript has a single exon. NCBI's taxonomy places the organism in Eukaryota, Fungi, Basidiomycota, Agaricomycetes, Gloeophyllales, Gloeophyllaceae.